Messenger RNA from Colletotrichum karsti, 4431 nucleotides. Its product is annotated as putative fungal specific transcription factor domain-containing protein. Gene Ontology annotation, cellular component: nucleus. The record is from RefSeq and is a predicted model, not a curated record. The transcript is spliced from 8 exons. Gene Ontology annotation, biological process: DNA-templated transcription; proteolysis. Lineage: Eukaryota; Fungi; Ascomycota; Sordariomycetes; Glomerellales; Glomerellaceae. The coding region runs from base 1 to 4431 and encodes 1476 amino acids. Gene Ontology annotation, molecular function: DNA binding; zinc ion binding; serine-type endopeptidase activity.
AUGAGAGACCACGCCGUAUCUCACGAUCACCUCCCGGUGGCAAUAAGAACUCCGGCGAUCGUCAACUUCCCGCCAGAGCUGAUUGACUGCAUCCAUGGCUUUGCUGGACCUCAGAAUCAUCUCAAUUUCGCACUCACAUGCAAGAAAAUUGCAAACUUGUCGCAGGAUAUUCUCAAGCGCCAUCGAGACGCGCACGCCCAGUUUGGGGUCUCUUCAGAUCUGAAUCCUACUACCGUGCCAACCUUGCUACGCAGGAUCGUCCAAGAUCCUAUUGUGGCAUGGAAUGUGCGCACUUUUGAAUCGUGGGGCUCCCGCUUUUGUUGGGAAGAUUGGCAGCCGUUUCUAUCAGUCUACCGACGUGAGCAGGGUAUCAUCGAUGAUGAUAUGAGCGAUGAUCACGGCAAAAGUUACAGCGACGAAGAGAUGGAUGAAGAUGACAUAGAUACUGAGAGUGACGAGGAGGAGGAGGAGGAGGAGGAGGAGGAGGAGGAGGAGGAGGAGGAGGAGGAGGAGGAUAGUGACGACGAGUCGUCUGGACAUGGGUUGCAAGAGUCCCUUUCUACGGUGCGCGAUUUUGACAUCUCGGGGUGGGACCCGCGGAUUGACCGGUUCUUCCGACGCGAAGAACUCGAAACGCAUAUCCAAUAUUUGCAAGACGUGGUCGGGAUAUCGGACUCUCAAGCAACUCGAGCAUGGGAAGAGAUACAAGGCGGCAACGAUGGAAUACUGAAAGUGCUCCUCUUCUGCCUCUGUCCACGACUCAAGACGUUGAGGUACGCAAGCAGUGGACAAGCCGCGAGUAACGAUGCUCGUGAAAGAUCUUCCAGUCUAAAUUGGCUUUACAAGGUGAUUUUUAUGAGCAACGACAAGAAGCAUUGGCCGCAGGGUCUGGCAUCUCUACGAGAAGUCGCAAUCGGCAUCGACUCUGGAUUCGGCAACGACAUGAGACAACCACCAGCUGUAGCAUUCAGCCUUCUUCAUCUGCCAAAUGUGAAGUCUGUAUACGUUGCCGGUGGCGAUAGGCGUUGGAACGAGGAAAAUGAAGCAGAUUGGGAUGACGAAACUGAUGUGUCGCCUGGUUCAUCUUCAGUUGAACAUUUGUUUUUGGACGACUGCAACCUAACUCUCGACUGCUACAUGAAAACCAUGCUCCGCGCUCCCAAAAGUCUUGUCACAUUCGCACUGAGGGGAGGACAAGCUUUCAACGCUGAUGAAGUCAUCAAUGAAGCGAUGGAAGCGCAGGUCGAAAGCUUGGAAACCAUCAUAUUCUACGCCUCGCCGUUUUGGAGAGACUACAGUGUCUUGGCUUUCAACUCUGAUAAGUUUCAAAAGUUGAAAUGCUACGAUCUGUUGAUGACCAACAUUUUGGAAGAAGCCAGGAAAGAUACCGGGGAAUCCGCAUGGGCUGAUCAAACGAUGGCACUCAAAACAUUCUCCGAGUGGUUUCAUGACAAGCUCCCCAGAAGCACCGAGAUUUUGGUUCUGAGACUCGAGAACCACAACGGAAACUUCCCAAUGGAGAAUGCCGAUAUCGAGAUUGUCGACGAAGCCGUUGCGAGGAUGCUGGAGUCGGGAAAGUGCGAGAACCUCAAAGCUAUCUACUUCCAGCGCUUUGGCGCUUACGACGCAUCUUCUGUUAUCGGAAAGAAGUCUGUCAAGGCUGGUCAGAAGCUCGGCGUCGAGGUUCACGCGCGAUGUAACGAUCGCCCCCUGAGCCAUUUUUUCGUGUUCCCUACAGCACCUGAGAAGUAUGAUCUCGCGACGGGGCCGUGGGCUUCGCAGCGCCGUACAGAGGGAGUACCGAAGAAAAGAGGCCCAAAGAAGGAAUCACUUAGCGCUUUGAUCAAGAGAAUCGAUGGCCUAGAGGAGCUUCUCAAGUCAGAAAAGACACCCACGCCACCGGGAACAGACAUCAUCACUUCCGACUUCAGCGAACCGAACUCAUACAGAGCUGGAACGUCCGACCCUUGUGGCUCUGCCUCAUCCGACAUCAGUCCUUUCAGCACCUUGAGAGGAGGCAUCUUCGAAGCGACCUCGGAGGUUUCCGCUACACUCAACGCAGAAGGAUUAAUGGAUGUCUAUUUCAGCAAUUUUCACCGUAACCCUUAUGAGGUACUCGAUGAAGCAAUUACCCGGCGGAAAUUGGCGACCAACCAACUUCCUAAAUCUGUGCUCUAUGCCAUCUGCGCGGUUGCCACGGGUUUCUCUGAGCGACCUGGCCGAGGGCCAAGCAGCCAUGUUACCAUGGAGACGUAUGCUGCUUGGUCACAAAGAGACAUCGAUCCGUGCGAGGCCUCACUUGACUCUUGCCAAGCUUUGCUAUUGUUGGUAUCGGCGUUUGCUGCGGUGGGAAACGGGAAAAGAGCUUAUGCGCUUCUUUCCCAGGCGGUUGGGAUGGCCAUGACGCUUGAACUGCAUUCUCAACCAGACAAUCACGACGGUAGCCAACUCGAUCACGAACUCAGCAGAAAGCUCUUCUGGACAUGUUACGUCAUGAAUGGUUUUGUUUCGGCGUGGCUCGAGCGUCCUUCACUCAUGGACGAUUCUCUGAUCAAGGCAGAUAUCCAGUCGUCUCAGCAGUCAUAUCAGAGCAGUUGGGGGCCAGCCAGCGACAUGAUUAAGAUUUCGCAGGGCGAUGAUCCAAGGGAGGCGAACCGAUACAUUCUGCUCAGCGACACGGCUUCGCAAGCUGCCUACUGCCAACGACACAAGAUUAUGCAUGAUUUGGAUCUGUGGGCAUCAAGCAUCAGCCGCAGUUCAGAACCUCAAGAACAAGCACCGGAAGGACCUGGACCGAACUUGUCCUUCAUUUGCAAAAUGACCUUCCAUCUCAUCCACUGUCUCAUUCAUCGCCCCAUCCUCCCAUUGCGGCUGAGCGAGUCUUCAGGGGUCAAGAUGAUACAACACUGGGUGGUUGAAGCAACGGAGACAGCUUUUCGUCAUGCAAUUGCAAUCAUCGAACUCGCCAGUUUGACAAGAGAGACGGUCACUCAGCCGUUACCAGCUUUUGUGGGGUUUUGCAUAUUCACUGCUGCAACUAUCCUGAAUCACGGCGUUUAUUACGCGGACGACCAGAGCCCUCAGGGUUUAGGCGUCUGCGUAGCUCCUUUCGCAGGCUCGCCAAUGUCAGCAAGCUUCUUCACGUCAUCCCCCGAGCUUUUUAGUCGUUCCGUAGACGAGCUUUCGAUUCUCAGCGACACAAUCACUUCGGCGCGGCUCUUCAUCCUCAGACUUGAGGAACUCAAAGCUGAGCAUGUUGCACUUCUGAACGGGAAGGCGGCCGGCUACGUUCCCAAGAUGUCCAACAGAUUCUUCCAGCGAUAUUCUCCGUCACUUCUGAAGAAGAUUCACGGAAUCCACACCGGAGACACGAUCAUUACCAACCACCAACCAUUCACACAAUCACCACCACCGAUUACGCAAGACGAGAGAUUUCGGAAGGACAGCGUUUCGAACAUGAACUGGGGGGCGAACCAAACCUUGCAAGGUGGCAAGAUUCCAUUCCAUCCAAUGGUUCCUGUUACUGUCUUUGCGGUCUCGGCUGCUUUGUGGCAUUGCCAGUCUGCACUUGGUGCCCCGGCAACUGAAGCUAUCAACCUCCCGAAUCCAAGCACUCUCAAGAAUCCACUGGGGUUUGACCCUGAUGUUGCCUCUGGCAAGUCAAACAGGCUCUUCAGCCACCAACCGCCCGAAAUUAUCGACAUUAAUAUCGCAGGGUUGCAAGGGGGAAACUUUACGGAGUUUCUUCCUUCACAUGUUGGGCCCCUUGAGAAGCGCGAUAUCAUCGGGGCAGACAACCGCGUGUUGUGGACCAAUAGAGAGUACCCUUACAGUGCCAUGGGGAGGAUCAUGCACGACAAUGGCAUCUUCUGCAGCGCCUCCAUGAUUGGGCCCCGACACGUCGCAGCGGCGCGUCACUGCAUCCAGGACAACUCACCCGCUCGCUUCCAACCCGCUUACGAUAAUGGCGAGGUGCUCGGCGGUUCUCAGAUCAUCCGCGUUUGGAGGCCAGACUACGGACAGGAAGGCUGGUGCGCUAAUGCAUACGACUGGGCCAUCUUCAUCAUCGCCGACAGACUCGGGGAGGCUUCCAAGUAUGGUCACUUGGGCCUGAAGGUUGUGAACCCGGAUACUCAGCUCAACCGGGCUAUGUUCUUUCACUACGGUUACCCUGGUGACAAGGGUGGCGUGAGGCCGUACCGCCAAGAAGCAAUCUCUGCUUCAGCGGCAAGCUACUGUGAGAGAGGUUCGCCUGUUGUGACAGACGCAGAUGCGAUAGCUGGACAGUCGGGCGGCCCUUUGUGGAUCAACGAGAACGGCAACAGAUUCUUGUAUGGAGUUAUGGGUGGUGGAAACGCCGACAUCAGUGUUUUCGCGGGAGGAAGUUCUAUGUUGGAGGGGUACAGCAUUGUUCUGAAAGAUUACCCUUGA